GGGGGAGGAAGCCGUGGUAUACGGCAGGAGCGAAACACUUUUAUAGAUGCAUUUGUUCAUCGAUUUCUAUUUCAAUUUGAAACAUAAGAGUCUUGAUAGACUUCUUUUGGCAUCAUCUGGAGCAAAUUGUAUGCACAGAUACAAUAUGUCUUCGAGUCAGCCUGAAUCACAGGUGAGAGCUGGAGCCGACCGCAUGGGCUACGGACCCGAUGGAAUUAGGCCUGGUUCUGCAGCAGCUGAUCAUAUGUCCUCAGAAGCAAAACUGCAUGGUGGCAAAAUCCCAUCAGGAAGCCCGGUCUCUCAUAUGCAGUCCUCCGGGAGCAAGGGCCAAAGCUCUAAAGGCGGAAGCAAGGGCCAAAUCACAGAAAGACACAAUAAGUCUUCGAGUCAGCCUGAAUCACAGGUGAGAGCUGGAGCCGACCGCAUGGGCUACGGACCCAGUGGAAUUAGACCUGGUACUGCAGCAGCUAAUCAUAUGUCCUCGGAAGCAAAAAGGCAUGGUGGCAAAGUCCCAGCGGGAAGCCCGGUUUCAAAGAUGCAGUCCUCCGGGAGCAAGGGCCAAAGCUCUAAAGGCGGAAGCAAGGGCCAAAGCUCUAAAGGCGGAAGCAAGGGCCAAAGCUCUAAAGGCGGCGGCGGUGGCGGACGUAGGAAGUAGACUGGACAUUCGGGACUGGUCAAGAUAUCAAUGGUUGAUCGAGGCGAACUAAAUAGUCAUUAAAAAAACAUUAUUGACGUACAAUUAUUAUUUUGAUUCCAAUUUCAUCCCAUCAUGCCUGUACCCAUGUUAAGUAGCAUAAGCCUAGUAGGUGUGGGGUGGAGGGGUUCAAGGAGGACCAGCUAGCUCCUCCAUUGAUUGUUGACGACUAAACAUAUAUCUACAUUUGCUGGCUGUAUCUGACGUGCAUGUCACCCACGUUCGGUCUUCGCCGCCUUAUAAAAAAAAACCUCAUAUGAUUGACGCCUCGGAGUAGGCUAAGUCUAACGCUAAUAAAAAAUGCAUUUAAAGGAGGUUAUUUUUAUUCAAGGAACUCCAGUCUACUCAUUAUUUUCCCUGAAUUUUAAAGGAAUAAAAGUAGCCUUUAAAAAUUUGCAAAGUUUCCCCAGGUUUUCAUUGGCGAAAUGAUAGCAAAGGUGAUGAUGAUGAUGAUGAUGAUGAUAAUGAUGAUUUAUUGUGCAGUGCUCUACUUUCAAUGUUGCUCGCCGAAAAAUUUAAUUUCUUUCUUAUUAUCCUUCGUUUCAUGAUGUUUUUCUUUCUAGAACGUUGUCAUUUCGAAAAGUGCACCAAUUGCGGCAUUAUAAAUGACGGCACGGAGGCCAAAUACCCUUUAAUUUCCAAUAUCAAAAUAUGUCUUUCAAUGUGCAAAAACAAGUAUAUGUAUUCGUAUUCGUGUAAAAUGUAAACGAUAAGGCCUACAGCUAUUGUGUAAUUGCAGUAAUGACGUUUAAUUGGUCCUUCAGUUAAUAUUAAAAUAUGACCUUUAAUGUACAGUACAAAUUGUUUCAUCCUUACCCUGUCUGUUUGAUUUAAUUCUAAUAAAAUGUCCGCAAAUUUGAAAAACACUUGUUAUCAUGUACAAAACCAUGCGAUUGGGCCUACCCAUUUGUAAAGAGUAAAAGAUUAGAAUGAA
This is a messenger RNA of Strongylocentrotus purpuratus (purple sea urchin), 1628 nucleotides long. Its product is annotated as keratin, type II cytoskeletal 2 epidermal-like. The transcript has 4 exons. Bases 47 to 655 code for a protein of 202 amino acids. The record is from RefSeq and is a predicted model, not a curated record. Gene Ontology annotation, cellular component: membrane; mitochondrion. NCBI's taxonomy places the organism in Eukaryota, Metazoa, Echinodermata, Echinoidea, Camarodonta, Strongylocentrotidae. Gene Ontology annotation, biological process: apoptotic signaling pathway.